CCUGCUAUAAGCGGUAAACAAUACCGAGUGAUGCAGCUGAUUCACAGUGACAAAAAUGUGCACUUAGUCGAUCGCACGUAGCGCAGUAGAUCCCUCGAAAAAUAUAAUUUUUCAAGUGUUUUUUCGUGCGACAUACACACGAGUGGCUCUUCUGUUUGUGUUGUUUUCUUUUUUUGACUUGUGUGUCGCGGUUUGUUUUGAUCAACCUAUACAUCAGGCAGCCUGCAUUAAAAUAUAAUGGUCGAGUCAAACGCGUGGUUCGCCGCGAGAAUCGACGAGUUUCGCAGCAGCCCGGCCGGCGAGCCCCGUCAAUCGUACCUGGCGGAGUUCAAGAUAAAGUUUCACGCCCUCGGCGCCGAGGAGGCCCGCAACGUCGUCAAGCGGCUCGAUCUGGAGAAGCUGUGGAAGGAGUUCGAGUCCGACGACGAUGAGGUAACGGAGACCUGCUCGCUGGUCGAGCUGCUGCUGGAAGCUCUGAAGCCAGAGGAGAUUUUGACCAACUACGUCGCCGAGUUGGAGAAAUUACUGUCCAGCAGGGUAGUGGCGCCGAGAGUACUCAGCUUGGAACAAAUCUUGAAAGUCGCAUCAGACGCAAAUGGUUUGCCUUUGCUGUUAGCCAGAGUGAAUUUGUUGAACAGCGUAACACAGAGAAUCGGAGAUGCUGAACUCAAGGUUGCUAACCUAGCGAUGAAUGUUAUUAAAAGAGUGGGUAAAGCUCCAGAAGGCCCAAAACUUUUGUACUCCGGAGUGAUUAUGAGAAGCAUCGCUAAACUCUUAUCCGUGGAUCCAACCGUCAGAUUUAGAGUUUAUGAAGUUAUAAUUGAGGUUGCCAAAUCUAGUAAAGAAGCUCUUGCAGCAUCAGUGGAAUCUGGCUUUAUGGAAAGUUUAAUCGAUAGUAUAAAUUCAGAUGAUGUAUUGAUUAAGUUAAAUGUUAUAGAAUUGAUCAUACCUUUAGCUUUGACAGAAGACGGUUAUAAAUACUUGAAUGAACGUGGAUUCGUUAGUCAGAUGGCAAAUCAAAUUGAACAUGCAAAAGAAUCACCACUUGAUGCCCUAUUCAUUCCAGGGUUAAUUAAGUUUUUUGGAUGCACUGCGCGAUCGAAUCCCUAUGAAAUAUUCGCCAAAUAUCCAGUUGCAGUUCUUUCAUUAUUUGAUCUCAUAUCAGGAAAUGAUAUGGCAAUUUUACCAAUAGCACUCGACACUCUUGGAUACAUAUCUGAAACUGUUCAAUCAAAAUAUGCUUUACAAGAUCUAAAAGUGAUGCCAAUGGCUAUGAAAAAAAUAGGAGAGCUGAUGCAGAAUUCUACAGCAGAAGUCAAAAUAUCUGCUUGCUCUAAUCUAGCAAAAAUUCUCCAUGUUGACAAAAGUGAACAAGACAACAGAAUAGUAACGUUGACUAAAUCUUGGUUUGAUGCUUUGGGUGAAGAUCCUUUGAAAUUGGUUGUUGAUAUAAGUAGACUGCCAUUUAACGACUUGAGAAAUGCAGCGUACGAAGUUUUAGUUGAAAUUGCUUCGCAACAGUGGGGUCAAGAGAGUAUUGUAAAUUACCCUGGAAUGAUGGAAUUUUUACUCAAUCGAAGAAAUGAAACUUGCAAACAGUGCAAAGAAACAAAGUAUGCUAUGAUAAAAAAUUUGAGCGAGUCUGAUGUCAUUGACAGCUCAAACUUAGACUCACUGAAAACAUAUGUACAAGAAGGAGCUUUCUACAAAGGAUCUGAUAUCGAUUACGAGGUAAAUUUUGAGGGAGCUUCAUAAAUUAAUCAUCAGUGUUAAAUUUAAUUAAAAUGUUCAAAUCACUGCAAACAAAUCAGUAUAAACUUAUGGUCUUGCUCUGUUCUUGAAUUACAUAUUGAUAUAAGAAAUCGACUUCAUAAUUAAUAUUUUGUAAUAAGAAAGUUGGUAUAAGUUCAUAAUUUAGACUCAAUAAAUGUAACGUUCCUAAUACGUC
This is a messenger RNA of Trichogramma pretiosum, 1948 nucleotides long. RefSeq names its product 26S proteasome non-ATPase regulatory subunit 5. The transcript has 2 exons. Gene Ontology annotation, cellular component: cytosol. Bases 238 to 1755 code for a protein of 505 amino acids. Gene Ontology annotation, biological process: proteasome assembly. Lineage: Eukaryota; Metazoa; Arthropoda; Insecta; Hymenoptera; Trichogrammatidae. The record is from RefSeq and is a predicted model, not a curated record.